Aspergillus affinis is the source of this 1026-nucleotide messenger RNA. RefSeq names its product D-2-hydroxyacid dehydrogenase family protein. The transcript has a single exon. Bases 1 to 1026 code for a protein of 341 amino acids. Lineage: Eukaryota; Fungi; Ascomycota; Eurotiomycetes; Eurotiales; Aspergillaceae. The record is from RefSeq and is a predicted model, not a curated record. Gene Ontology annotation, molecular function: oxidoreductase activity, acting on the CH-OH group of donors, NAD or NADP as acceptor; NAD binding.
AUGAAGCUCGCCAUCCUUGACGACUACCAAUCCAUCUCCCCAGCAUAUUUCGACCCGCUGCGCCCGCGCCUAACCACCAUAUCCUAUUACCCCGACACGCUGAACCCCCACGACCCCUUGCAGCAUGAAGCACUGAUCGCACGCCUCCAGCCCUACGACAUCAUCAUGACCAUGCGCGAACGCACCCCAUUCUCAUCAUCCACGCUCUCCCGCCUCCCGAACCUGAAGCUCCUCCUCACGACCGGAAGCCGCAAUCUAGCCCUCGACGCGACGUAUGCCGCAUCACGAGGGAUCCCAGUCGCCGGGACUUCCGCGCGCCCUGUCGGCGUGCACUCGACGGUGCAACAUACCUGGGCUCUUAUAUUAGCGUUGGCGCGGGGCGUAGCGCGCGACGAUGCGGCCAUUAAGCGCGGGGAGUGGCAGGGGUCAGAGCUAGGGAUUUCGCUGGCGGGCAAGACGCUGGGCGUGUUGGGGUUAGGGAAGUUGGGAACGGGGGUGGCGAGGAUCGCGGCGCAAGGGUUCGGAAUGCAAGUUAUUGCUUGGUCGACGAACUUGACGCAGGAGAAGGCAGAUGAGGUAGCUCGUGAGGCGGGUCUGGUGGCCGGAAGCAUCAAGGUGUCUGCGACUAAGGCAGAGUUCUUCGCGGCUGUCGACGUGGUUAGCUUGCAUAGCGUUUUGUCUGAACGGAGUCGGGGGAUUGUCGGGGUCGAGGAACUCAAGGGGAUGAAGAAGAGCGCGUUGUUGGUGAAUACGUCUCGGGGUCCGUUGAUUGACCAGGAUGCGUUAUUGGAGACUCUGAGUGGAGGUGGGAUUUGGGGCGCCGCGCUCGAUGUGUUUGAGACGGAGCCGUUGCCGAAGGACAGUCCUUGGAGGACAACGAGCUGGGGAGAAUAUGGUAGAAGCCAGGUACUUUUGACACCGCACACGGGAUACUUGGAUGAGCAGAUCCGUGGCUGGUAUAAGGAAGCUGCGGAGAAUCUGGAGAAGUGGCUGGAUGGGAAGGAGUUGAGUGUUAGAUUGAAUUAG